Messenger RNA from Puccinia graminis f. sp. tritici CRL 75-36-700-3, 753 nucleotides. RefSeq lists its product as uncharacterized. Bases 1 to 753 code for a protein of 250 amino acids. NCBI's taxonomy places the organism in Eukaryota, Fungi, Basidiomycota, Pucciniomycetes, Pucciniales, Pucciniaceae. The transcript is spliced from 2 exons. The record is from RefSeq and is a predicted model, not a curated record.
AUGAAACAACCAAUGCGGAGAAGACAAGCAGUCCUCAAAAAGACUUGCCUGCUCAAACCUCGGACUCAGACCAAUCAUCUCCAACAAACUGAGAAGACAAGCCAUCCUCAAAAAGACUUGCCAGCCCAAACCACCAACACCAACCAAUCAUUGGCUAGUGAUUCUCUCUCUGGUGAGCUGGGUUCUGAUUCCAGCCAACAACGUGGAGCAACAAGCUGUUUGCCAACCAAUACCGAGAUCUCAAGCAAUCCUGCAAAAUACUCAACCGCUCCAACCACCGACACAUUUCAGUCGUCUGCUAGUGCUCCUCUCGCCGACACGUUUUCUUCUGAAUCAAGCCAACAACAUGGUCAUGAAGCAGCCAACACGGAGAAGACAAGCAGUCCUCAAAAAGACUUGCCUGCUCAAACCUUGGACGUGGACCAGUCAUCUGCUAGUGUUUCUAUCCCGGAUGAGUUGUCAACUGCUCGAACCACCGACACAAACCAGUUGUCCACUAGCGCUCCUCCUGCCGACACGUUGUCUUCUCAUUCAAGCCAACAAACUGAGAAGACAAGCCAUCCUCAAAAAGACUUUCCGGCCCAAACCACCGAUACAAACCAAUCAUUGGCUAGCGAUUCUCUCUCUGGCGAUGCUCCUCUCGCCGACAUGUUGUCUUUGGAAUCAAGCCAACAAAAUGGUCAUGAAGCAGCCAACACGGAGAAGACAAGCUUGGGGUUUGAAACUUGGAUUGGGAAACUAGAUGACAACUGA